AACAACAACAGUAACAGCAACAACAGCAACAACUGUAACAAGAACAGCAACAACAAGAAACAGCAACAACAACAAAAACAGCUACAGCAACAACAACAACAGGAACAACAGCAACAACAACAGCAACAGCCACAGCAACAACAACAACCGCAACAGCAAAAACAACAGCAACAACAGCAACAGCAACAACAACAGCAACAGCAACAGCAAAAACAACAGCAACAGCAACAACAACAGCAACAACAACAGCAACAGCAACAGCAAAAACAACAGCAACAGCAACAACAACAGCAACAGCAACAACAACAACAACAGCAACAGCAAUAAAACAGCAACAGCAACAACAACAGCAACAGCAACAGCAACAACAAAAACAACAGCAACAGCAACAGCAACAGCAAAAACAACAGCAACAGCAACAACAACAGCAACAGCAACAACAACAACAACAGCAACAGCAAAAAAAACAGCAACAGCAACAACAACAGCAACAGCAACAGCAACAACAAAAACAACAGCAACAACAACAGCAACAGCAAAAAAAACAGCAACAAGCAACAGCAACAACAAAAACAACAGCAACAACAACAGCAAAAACAACAGCAACAGCAACAACAAAACAACAGCAACAACAACAGCAACAGCAAAAAAAACAGCAACAGCAGCAACAGCAACAACAGCAACAACAACAACAACAGCAACAACAAAAACAACGACAGCAACAACAACAGUAACAACAACUGCAACAACAACAGCAACAGCAACAAC
This is a messenger RNA of Penaeus chinensis, 768 nucleotides long. RefSeq names its product probable serine/threonine-protein kinase cdc7. NCBI's taxonomy places the organism in Eukaryota, Metazoa, Arthropoda, Malacostraca, Decapoda, Penaeidae. The record is from RefSeq and is a predicted model, not a curated record.